GUCAUGUGAGAGAUGGAACGAGUGGAGCUGCUCCUUCUGCCUCUGCUGCUGCUCGGUGCUGCGGGGAGACUGAAACAGGCGGAGGGCUGCGGAGAACAGAGCUGCCCUCAAGCCCCCGAUGGCUUUCUGAAUGUGCAUCUCAUCCCUCACACUCACAAUGACGUGGGCUGGCUGAAGACUGUGGAUCAGUAUUACUAUGGAGCCCAUAAUGACAUCCAGCAUGCUGGGGUGCAGUACAUCCUGGACUCGGUGGUUUCGCAGCUCCUCCAUGACCCCAGUAAACGGUUUAUUUACGUGGAAUCUGCGUUCUUCUGGCGCUGGUGGAAGCAGCAGGAUGAGCUGGUGAGGAGAGACGUUACCCGCCUUGUAGAAGAGGGGCGCUUGGAGUUUAUAAAUGGGGGCUGGUCUAUGAACGAUGAAGCCGCCACACACUACAGUUCCAUUAUCGACCAGAUGACCCUAGGGUUGCAGUUCUUGAAGUCCACGUUUGGGGAUUGUGGCAGGCCACGCGUGGCUUGGCAUAUUGAUCCCUUUGGCCACUCCAGGGAGCAGGCCUUGCUGUUUGCACAGAUGGGCUACGAUGGCUUCUUUUUUGGCCGAUUGGAUUAUCAAGACAAGGCCAACAGAGAGAAGACCAAGCAGAUGGAGAUGCUAUGGAGAGCAAGUGAUGACAUUUCCCCGCCCUAUGCUGACCUGUUCACCGGGGUCCUGCCCAAUGGCUACAACCCUCCUGAUGGCUUUUGUUGGGAUCAGCUCUGUGACGAUACACCAAUUAUUGAUGAUCCAUCUGUAGAAGAUUAUAAUGCAGACGUUAUUGUGCAGAAAUUUCUUAAGGCAGCCACACAGCAGGCACAGAAGUACCUCUCCAGUCAUAUUGUCAUGACAAUGGGCUCUGAUUUUCAGUAUGAAAAUGCCAUUAUGUGGUUCAAGAACAUGGACAGGCUGAUUAAAAACGUAAACAUGCAGCAAAUUAACGGCAGCAAAGUGAACGUCUUCUAUUCCACCCCGAGCUGUUACCUGCAGUCGCUGCACAGAGCCAACCUCACCUGGCCAAUGAAGAUGGAUGAUUUUUUCCCAUAUGCUGACGGCCCCCACAUGUUCUGGACAGGAUAUUUCACCAGCCGCCCGGCCUUUAAAGGGUACGAAAGGCUGAGCAACAACUUCCUUCAAGUCUGCAAUCAGAUGGAGGCUUUAUCAGGACUGGAAGCAAGAAAUGGACCCUACGGACAAAGUAGCAGUACUGUUAUGAGACGAGCAAUGGGUGUAGCGCAGCAUCACGACGCUGUGACUGGAACGGCGAAACAGCACGUGAAUAAUGACUACUCCCUGCGCCUGUCUGAGGGGUGGGACAGCUGCCAGGUGGUGAUCAGCAACUCUCUGUCCAGCCUGACUGGGACCAAGGAAAACUUUGCCUUCUGCAAUCUGCUUAAUAUCAGUGUGUGUCAUGUGACGGAGACAGCCAAUAACUUCAAAGUGUACCUGUACAACCCCCUUGGGCGCAGCGUCACAUGGACUGUUCGGCUUCCUGUUAAUGGCCACGCUUACAAAGUUAUCGGCCCCAAUGAUGAAACUGUACCCAGUGAGGUAGUAGAUGUGUCUGACUUCACAAAGGCACUGCGUUUCCAACAAGGGGGAGCUGAAAGAGAGCUAAUAUUCCAGGGUCAGAUACCAGCCGUGGGGUUCAGCAGCUUUACAGUAGGGAAACUGUCCCUGCCAGACCGCUUUGUCAUCAAGGGCAAAAGAGGCAAAAAGCAACCGGAUAAAAUCCAAAACCAGUAUUAUAGGGUUGACUUUGACCCAGAAACAGGAUUGAUCAGUGGAAUUCACAACCUGGAAAAAAAGAUCUCCUUGCCCCUAAAACAGAGUUUUUACUGGUAUAAUGCCAGCGUUGGGAAUGAGGAGAGUUCCCAGCCGUCGGGCGCUUAUAUCUUCAGGCCAAACAACUCAGACUCCGUGCCUGUGUCACAACAUGUCCGCAGUUACCUAGUGCAGAAUUCCCUGGUGCAGGAAGUGCAUCAGAACUUCUCUUCCUGGUGUUCUCAAGUUGUCCGCCUGUACAGGGAUCAGAGAUACAUUGAGCUGGAGUGGACAGUUGGCCCCGUUCCCAUUGGAGACGAGUGGGGGAAGGAAGUGAUCAGUUUGAUUGAGACUAAUCUGAAGACCGAUGGAGUUUUCUAUACGGACUCCAACGGCAGACAGAUCCUGAAAAGAAGGAGGGAUUCACGUGAAACGUGGAAACUUAACCAAACAGAGCCUAUUGCUGGGAAUUACUAUCCUGUGAACAGCCGGAUUUAUAUAAAGGGUAAAAACACUCAGGUCACAGUCCUUACAGACAGAUCGCAGGGUGGAUCCAGCAUCCGAGAUGGUUCCCUAGAGCUAAUGGUUCACCGGCGCCUUCUGCGUGAUGAUUACCGUGGAGUUGGGGAGCCGCUGCUUGAGAAUGGGCUUCUUGGGGAGGGGAUAGUGGUGAGGGGGAGGCAUUUACUGCUCCUGGAUCAUGCUGACGAAGCAGCCGAUACACACAGGACCCUCGCCCUGCAGCAAUAUAUGUCCCCACAAGUUGUUCUCUCCUCUGGAGAUGGGAUUCCCUACAGCCAAAGUGGAACCCCCAAGAGAAAGUUCUCAGCACUAAAUGGAGAGCUGCCCCAGAAUGGCCACCUACUCACAUUUGCCAUGCAUGCCGCUGAUAAGAUCCUACUGAGACUGGAACACCCAUUCCAGAGCCAGGAGAGCAAGAACAAUUCUCAGCCAAUCACCAUCAACCUAAAUACACUGUUUUCCUCCGUCUCUCUGUCUAACUUUGAAGAAACCACACUAGGUGCAAAUAUGGAAAAGAGCCGGCUGAAGCGGCUACAGUGGAGAACCAGAACAGGGUCCCCCCUACAGAUGGACUCUCCCCGUGCCCCCGUUGUGGACCCGUCCAACAUCACUCUCUCCCCUAUGGAGAUCCGCACAUUCCUGGCUAACGUACGGUACAAGGCUGCCCUGCAUGGCCGGUAACAAGACUUGGGGGGCCCUGCCAUGGGGCACAGGGAACCCCACUUUAAACAGCUGCCUUUGCCCCUUGCCUUAUUUUUGUGUCUCUCUCACUGCUCCUUUCUUGAUGCACAGAUUUGGUUUAAAAGAAAUCAAUAAACACUUUUUUUAAAAACGA
Molecule: messenger RNA, 3154 nt
Organism: Xenopus tropicalis (tropical clawed frog)
Lineage: Eukaryota; Metazoa; Chordata; Amphibia; Anura; Pipidae
Gene: man2b1
Product: mannosidase, alpha, class 2B, member 1
Biological process (GO): carbohydrate metabolic process; mannose metabolic process
Cellular component (GO): lysosomal lumen
Molecular function (GO): carbohydrate binding; alpha-mannosidase activity
Source: RefSeq, marked provisional